This is a messenger RNA of Dichomitus squalens LYAD-421 SS1, 1423 nucleotides long. Its product is annotated as alpha/beta-hydrolase. Gene Ontology annotation, biological process: neutral lipid catabolic process; macroautophagy; multivesicular body membrane disassembly. The transcript is spliced from 6 exons. NCBI's taxonomy places the organism in Eukaryota, Fungi, Basidiomycota, Agaricomycetes, Polyporales, Polyporaceae. The record is from RefSeq and is a predicted model, not a curated record. Gene Ontology annotation, molecular function: glycerophospholipase activity. Bases 94 to 1359 code for a protein of 421 amino acids.
GCCCGGGCAGGAGCUCCUUCAAAGCUUCAAGCUUCAAGCUAGUUCGACAGCCACUUCGCUUCCAUCGUCUGCUCUCCAUAGACACAACUCAUCAUGCUCAGCUACAAUCUACUCCCUACCACGCUGCAGCUUUUUCUUGCUUCUUUGCUGUGGCAACCUCACCUUCAGGUUCCCUCUCAUCGUAAUCUACGCUUCGAGCUACGCCACCAGCAUGCUCUAUCCAAUUCAUCUCGUGUCGUCUUCUCCGAUACCUUGCCUGACGCUGUCUUCACCAUGGGUGAUGUCCGCGUCAGAACCAAGAAGACCAAUGUAUUCAAGCCUGUCUCGCAAGCUCUGCUUCAAAGCGCUCGCUUCCGCGGUGCCACCGUGCCAUGGGACGUCUCCGAGGUAGACGGUCCGGACAUAGAGGAUCGAGAGACGUUGCUCUUGCUGGCCAAGAUGGCCAAUAACGCAUAUACCGAGCCUGGCAAGUCAGACUGGUACGACAUCGGCCCAAACUACAACAUCACCUACCCGUUCGGCUGGGAGCCAGACGCAGACGGCUUCCGCGGUCACAUUUUUUCCACGCCCGACAACUCCACCGUCGUCGUCUCCAUCAAGGGCACCUCCAUCUUCUGGCCCAUCGGGGCAGGCGGCCCGACGCAGACCAAGGACAAGCUCAACGACAACCUCCUCUUCUCCUGUUGCUGCGCGCGCGUCAGUCGGACAUGGAGCACGGUGUGCGGAUGCUACGAGGGUGAGAAACGGUGCGAUCAGGGGUGUUUAGAGAAGAGCUUGACGGAGGAGAGUUUGUUCUACUCGGUCGGGAUCAACCUGUACAACAACAUCACUUACAUGUACCCAGAUUCUAACAUCUGGCUCAUCGGUCAUUCUCUCGGAGGCGCGCUAGCCUCGCUCGUCGGAGUGACCUUCGGCGUACCAGUCGUCGCGUUCGAAGCCCCUGCUGAGCGUCUCGCAGCGUCGCGUCUCCACCUCCCCUCCCCACCCUCCGUCCAGCACGUCACGCACGUGUACAACACGGGCGACCCGAUCCCGAUGGGCACCUGCACGGGCAUCGGCUCGACGUGCAACACCGUCGGGGUCGCGCUCGAGACGCGCUGCCACCUCGGCCAGACCAUCAAGUACGACACGGUGUCGCAGCUGGGCUGGAGCGCGAACAUCAUCCACCACGGGAUCAGCGCGCUCAUCGAGGGCGUCCUGGCGGACGACAAGAAGGACUGGAGGGGGAACGGCGUGAACGGGAGCGUGCCGGAGGCGAGGUCGGAGGAGGACUGUGUGGAUUGCUUUGACUGGACGUUUGGGGACUUCCGGAACGCGUCUGGCGUAGGCGCUGCCGGAUGCGGCGGCGGCCUGCUUUAAGUUACUUCGGGACCUUAUGAGGAUAUAGGUACAGUCUGGAAUGACUACGAUCAUUGUAAUUCAC